AUGACAUACGGACGGCCGCAUAGGGUCCCCCAGCAACAACCACUUCGAGAAAUUUACUUUGAAGCCCGCCUAGCACGCUUCAAAGAGCACAAGCACAGGCACACAGGCACACAAGCCACACCCAAAAGUUCGCCGGACUACAGCGAACGCACCCGCCAAGCAGAGCUCCGGACCUUCGGUUCGAUCGACGGGGAUUCGAGGUCCACGCUGCCUCGUACGCAGUGGACAGUGGAGUUCCACAACGCGUACCUGGCGUCUCUCAUCAUCCCAAAUAGGGUCGUCCCCGGCACCCCGUUCGCUCCAAGGGGAGGGAGCCAAGGCCUACUCUACGGGAAACGACACUUUCGAGGGAACCGGAGGGCUCGCCAAAUCAUGAGCAGCCCUACCGUCGGGUCCCUUCUGGCUGCCAUUGCGACACUCGUCAGCGAUGGCCUGCGUAUCUUGAAGUUCGCCGAUAAGCGCCAAUGGGGACCUGACGAGCACGAGCAAUUGCGCCUGCUGGAGGAUACUCUCGACGACGCCAAGAAGGACUUUCAGGAGCUAUCUGUCCUUGUCAACGGACAGCGCUAUUAUAUGAACGACCGCAAACCUCCGUCAAUAGCCGAGUUGCGAGCUUUACAGUCCAAGGUUGAGCAUCAUAUCGACAACUUUAAAGAUUGGGCGAGAACAGGCGGACCGAUCAAUCCGGUUUGGGCACGAGAAACGACGCAAUUGCGCCGCGAACUGCAUCGCGCACAAUGCCGAGCGGCUAGGAGGAUAUUCGGGGCAGAGCAAGAGGCUUCGGCAAGAUGCCUGGGCGCCUUUCUCGUCUACAGAAAACAGCGGGAAUGGCAGAGUCGGCCAGCUACUUCGGAGGAGGAGCACCACCGACGACACGUGGAAGAGGUAGUAGCAUGCAACACGAGUGGCAAGUUCGAGCGGUUUGGCGACGGAGGCAUCGCAUUCGUUUGCGACUUUUGCGACGGCCAUCUUGUAUGGGAGGACUUGGAGAGCAUGCCAUCAUUACGGACAGCCGAAGAAUCCAGCACGCGCCCAGUACCGCCUGUUUCGCCUACGACCGGGAUGCCAAAUUGGCAGGCGACCGGGUUCACCGCCGAUAAACGAAGAGAGGAGAAGACGGUCAUAUUUGCGCCUCUAGCAAUAGCGAAUCAUAUGGCGCCGUAUCAGGGAGACUGGGUAGCUCGACUCCUAUGUCCUUUCUGCGAUGAGGCGCCAUAUACCGAGGCAGGCGGUGAUAGCGACGAUGAAAUGCGGAAUGCCCAGGACGAAUCCGGUUUCGAAGAUCUCCAGGCCUUCCAGGAGCACCUGGAGUGGCAACACACAGCUGCAUCGAUACCCGCCGUCCCCUUACCCAAGGCAGCCAAGGACUGCGUGGUGAUGUGA
Molecule: messenger RNA, 1383 nt
Organism: Colletotrichum lupini
Lineage: Eukaryota; Fungi; Ascomycota; Sordariomycetes; Glomerellales; Glomerellaceae
Exons: 3
Coding region: 1-1383 (460 amino acids)
Source: RefSeq, a predicted model, not a curated record